Messenger RNA from Dovyalis caffra, 165 nucleotides. The record is from the annotation of a GenBank genome assembly. NCBI's taxonomy places the organism in Eukaryota, Viridiplantae, Streptophyta, Magnoliopsida, Malpighiales, Salicaceae.
AUGGAAGGGAAGUGUGGAAAGGAAAGGAGAGGGAUUUUUUCUUCUUUUAUUCGAUGGGCAUUAAAUGGGGUCCACAAAAGGACGGGAAUAGACUGUCAGACAGAGACUCGUUCUGGAACAGCCAGCAAGAAGGACAACAUAAAACCCACCGAGAUUGAGGUGUAG